Meloidogyne enterolobii is the source of this 354-nucleotide messenger RNA. The record is from the annotation of a GenBank genome assembly. Lineage: Eukaryota; Metazoa; Nematoda; Chromadorea; Rhabditida; Meloidogynidae.
AUGUCUGGACCGAUUGAAAAGUUAAUAAUUUCCGAUACGAUAAAUAAAUUCGAUGGAAGCGGAGAUAUUUCUCAUCUUCAAUAUAAUAAUCUGCUUAGUUUAAUAUACGAAAAUUUAAAACAUAUUGGGGAUAUAAAAAUUGAAAAGCAGCUUUUAAUUUACCCAUCUGAAGAAGCAAUAAAACAAUAUAAUGGAAUAAAUAUAUGUCCUGAAUAUUGGUGUGAUCUUGUAUUAAAUCAACGUGGUGUGAAUGUUGUUAUAACAAGAUUUAACAAAAAUAACGCUUUUAUUGCCAAAUCGCUUAAAAUAAGAGUUGGAGAACUUAAACCUAGAAUUCUGGAUGUCUUAAAGUAG